AUGCCACCGCCCCAUGAUCAGGCGUCAGAUGGGGCUCCUAAACGCUAUGGAACAUCGCCAUCAAGCACAGCCCUGACUGCGACGAGCAACAUUAUUCUGCCUGCACAGCUAACCCUGCCCAGUAUCCAAAACAGCACUCUAGCUCAGGGUAUUAAAACGUAUCUACUGGAAAGGGUAGGAGCUGGUAAAAGCUAUCCCCUCAUGCUGGAAACAGACACAAUGCGAAUCCUCAGUUAUGAUACGUGCCCAGAGGACACGACUGUUGAUUUCCAAGGACUGUUCACGUGGCCGGAGAGUUUCGCAGCGGAUUCAGUUAUCUUACCAUGUCCCGUGGUGCUGGAUGAUCGCCAGCUUGGAUACGCAACACGUGACUGCGUGGCAUCUGCUAGCUAUGACCGGGCAGUAUUGACCAUUCCCACCUGGAGUGAUCCUGAUACUUCAGCCUGCCCAUCACCCAUCACGGAGCAGCUGCUAAAGCUUUACAAGGUGAAACUCACCACUGAAGAACCUGAGAUGCUGAUCGCUACUGCAGAAGCGUUGUCCAACAUCACCAAGAACACCUCAAUCUUGUCCACAGAUGACAUAGACGUGGCAGCCAUUACACUUGAAAAUCUGAUAUCAGUGGUUUAUUUCGAUCCAGAUCUCAACGAGACAGUAGAACGACAGGUAGCACUUUGUGUUCUGGAGACUGCCGACAAUAUCCUCAGUGUGAGGCAUGCGAUAAUCAAGCCGCUGCCUGCAUCAAGGUAG
This is a messenger RNA of Sycon ciliatum, 750 nucleotides long. RefSeq lists its product as uncharacterized. Gene Ontology annotation, molecular function: G protein-coupled receptor activity. The coding region runs from base 1 to 750 and encodes 249 amino acids. Gene Ontology annotation, cellular component: membrane. NCBI's taxonomy places the organism in Eukaryota, Metazoa, Porifera, Calcarea, Leucosolenida, Sycettidae. The record is from RefSeq and is a predicted model, not a curated record. The transcript has 5 exons.